AUGCGCGGCGCAAUCACACAAUCCCCACGUCGCUUACCACCAGAGAUCCUGGAUAAUAUAUACUCUUUUCGGGUGGUAGUUGAUUUGCCGCGGAAACAGAACCUGGGAUGGAUCAAAGUCUCACAUGUGUGCAGUUACUGGAGAGAUGUCGCUCUCGAGAACACAAACUUGUGGACAAAGAUCAACCUUGAUCUCGGCAGAGAAUGGGUCUCGGAAAUGUCUAUGAGUGCAAAGCAGGCAUCUCUUGUUUUCAAGAGUUCCUGCAUGGAAAGCUCUGUCCAAUUAAUCACGCCCCAUUUGCCUCGCGCGAGGGUGAUCAUUCUAUCUGGCAUUGUGGACCCCUUUCAUAAUUUACAGCCCAUUGAUGCUCCUGCUCAGAUAGUGGAGCAUGUUGAGCUCUCAGUACGGGCUGAAGACAAUUGUAUCACAGAGCUUCCGGAAAACCUGUUCGCUAAUCAUGCCCCCCUCUUGCGUACAGCUUAUUUUUCUGGGUUAGCGAUCCCUUGGUCCUCCACAGUCUUUCAUAAUUUGACCAGCCUCAAGGUGUAUGGAAAUUCUGCCGAGAACUCUUCGAUGCCACCAUAUGAUACUUUUUUCGACGCAUUGUCUGAAAUGUGUUAUCUGGAGACACUUUUGAUCUACGACGCCCUCCCUCCCCUUUCUGCUUCGACAUCUGACCCUCUUUGGGACUUGGCGAUGUUUCGCAGUGUAGUUGGACGUGCUCAGAGUCUGAAGCGCAUCUCCCUCUCUAAGUCCAUUCUACGACCAUUUUGCAUUGCUAUGAAGAAGGACAUGGAUACCACAGCUCCAGAGCAGACUCCAGCCGAGUCGUACAGCGAGCAUAUUCCUUUCCCCAGCCUUAAGGUCAUACAUUUACACCCCUUGCGAGUCUCAAACGUGUCCAAACUAGAUCGCACUGUAGGUUUCUUGACCCGUGUGCUCAGAAAGCGCACUACAUUGCGGGCUCCUAUUCGACAGAUCGACAUUAUCCAACCGGAUCUGCCGGAAAAGUGGAUGGAAGAGCUGAGAGCUGUUGUGCCCAACGUUACUUGGCGUGGAGGACGAGCCGCAGACCGCUUCAAAUUCAAGUCGGAAUUGUUCGACGCGAUCUCCCAGAGAGGCACUAAAUGCCAAUCAGUUGGUGCAGAGAACCGAGACGUGACCUAA
Heterobasidion irregulare TC 32-1 is the source of this 1167-nucleotide messenger RNA. RefSeq lists its product as uncharacterized. The transcript has 2 exons. The coding region runs from base 1 to 1167 and encodes 388 amino acids. The record is from RefSeq and is a predicted model, not a curated record. Lineage: Eukaryota; Fungi; Basidiomycota; Agaricomycetes; Russulales; Bondarzewiaceae. Gene Ontology annotation, molecular function: protein binding.